Messenger RNA from Racocetra persica, 335 nucleotides. NCBI's taxonomy places the organism in Eukaryota, Fungi, Glomeromycota, Glomeromycetes, Diversisporales, Gigasporaceae. The record is from the annotation of a GenBank genome assembly.
AAAAUGAUAAAUGAAACAGUAUCAGGGUUCUUCGAGAAGACAUUUGAAGUCAAGGGAACAAGGGAUCUAUUUUUCGAUCACGUCAGACGAAGUUGCCGUGAAAAUAAAACAAUGAACCUAUUACUUUUAUUAGACGAACUUAUUUUAAACAUUAUUAAAAAAUAUGGACUUGUUAAUAUUUGCAAUAUGAUUGGAAGAGAGGAAUCGAUUAGAAUUUGCAAAUGGUUCUUCGAUCUCUCACCUGAUUUCUAUCCUUGGAUCGAAUAUGAAUGGACGAGCGAGCAAUUCACCUUUGAGUAUAAAGGAGAAACACACGUUCUCUGGGAUGGAUUCAC